Molecule: messenger RNA, 6602 nt
Organism: Urocitellus parryii (Arctic ground squirrel)
Lineage: Eukaryota; Metazoa; Chordata; Mammalia; Rodentia; Sciuridae
Gene: Nup214
Product: nucleoporin 214
Biological process (GO): protein import into nucleus; RNA export from nucleus
Cellular component (GO): nuclear pore
Molecular function (GO): structural constituent of nuclear pore; protein binding
Source: RefSeq, a predicted model, not a curated record
CUCUGGCGCUGAGGGAAGGAAGUUGGCUUUGGAGCGGCCUGGGCUCGGAGCGCAAGGCCGCGGAGGGCGGCGGCGGCGGCUGCUUUGACGAACAGGGCGGCGCGAUGGGAGACGAGAUGGAUGUCAUGAUCCCCGAGCGUGAGAUGAAGGAUUUUCAGUUUAGAGCACUGAAGAAAGUGAGAAUCUUUGACUCCCCUGAGGAGUUGCCCAAGGAACGCUCAAGUCUGCUUGCCAUAUCUAACAAGUAUGGUCUGGUCUUUGCCGGGGGAGCCAGUGGACUGCAAGUUUUUCCUACUAAAAACCUUCUUAUUCAAAACAAACCUGGAGAUGAUCCCAAUAAAAUAGUUGAUAAAGUCCAAAGCUUGGUUGUUCCGAUGAAAUUCCCAGUGCAUCACCUGGCCCUGAGCUGUGAUAAUCUCACACUGUCUGUGUGCAUGAUGUCUGGUGAAUAUGGUUCCAUUAUUGCUUUUUUUGAUGUUCGGACAUUCUCAAAUGAGGCUAAACAGCAGAAACGCCCAUUUGCCUAUCACAAGCUUUUAAAGGAUGCGGGAGGCAUGGUGAUUGAUAUGAAGUGGAACCCUACUGUCCCCUCCAUGGUGGCAGUUUGUCUGGCUGAUGGCAGUAUUGCUGUCCUGCAAGUCACAGAAGUGGUGAAAGUAUGUGCCACUCUUCCUUCCACAGUGGCAGUGACAUCUGUGUGCUGGAGCCCCAAAGGAAAGCAGCUGGCAGUAGGAAAACAGAAUGGAACUGUGGUCCAGUAUCUUCCUACUUUGCAGGAAAAAAAAGUAAUUCCGUGUCCUCCAUUCUACGAGUCAGAUCAUCCUGUCAGAGUUUUGGAUGUGCUGUGGAUUGGUACAUAUGUCUUCACAAUAGUGUAUGCUGCUGCAGAUGGGACCUUGGAAACAUCUCCAGAUGUAGUGAUGGCUCUGCUUCCGAAAAAAGAAGAAAAGCACCCAGAGGUAUUCGUGAACUUUAUGGAGCCCUGUUACGGCAGCUGUACAGAGAGACAGCAUCAUUACUACCUCAGUUACAUCGAGGAGUGGGAUUUAGUGCUGGCAGCAUCUGCUGCUUCCACAGAAGUUAGUAUCCUUGCACGACAGAGUGAUCAGAUAAAUUGGGAAUCUUGGCUGCUGGAGGAUUCAAGUCGGGCUGAACUGCCUGUGACUGACAAGAGUGAUGACUCCUUGCCCAUGGGAGUUGCCAUAGAUUAUACCAACCAAGUGGAAGUCAACAUCAAUGAUGAAAAGACUCUUCCUCCUGCUCCAGUUCUCAUGUUACUUUCAACAGAUGGUGUGCUUUGUCCAUUUUAUAUGAUCAAUCAAAAUCCUGGGGUUAGGUCCCUUAUCAAGACUCCAGAGCGGCUUUCAUUAGAAGGAGAGCGACAGCCCAAGUCUUCAGGAAGUACUCCCACCACCCCAACCUCCUCUCAAGCUCCGCAAAAGCUUGACRCCUCUGCAGCACCAGCCCCUGCCUCCCUUCCGUCUGUGCUGCCUGCCACUCCCAUCGCCACCUUCCCUGUGCCUUCUGCUGGCGCUGCCCCUGCCGUAUUCUCCUUCGGUUCUUCAUCCUUGAAAUCCUCUGCUUCUGUCACUGGGGAGCCCCCUCCAUAUCCCAGUGGCUCUGACAAUCCCAAAGCAGCCCUGGGCUCUGGCACCUCUACCUUCUCUUUUGCUCCUCCUUCCAAAGCCUCUGUGGCUCCCACCCCUGCAGCAUCGCCCAUGGCCCCGUCUGCUGCUUCCUACUCCUUCGGAUCAUCGGGUUUUAAGCCUGCCCUGGAAAGCACACCAGUGCCAAGUGUGUCUGCCCCAAGCAUGGGAAUGAAACCCUCCUUCCCGCCUUCAGCCUCUGCGGUCAAGGUCAACCUUAGUGAAAAGUUUACCACAGUGGCCACCUCUGCUGCUGUCAGUAGCUCUCCAAGUGCACCCUCGAUGAUGCCGUUCUCUCCUGCCUCCAAGCCAACUGCUUCUGGACCGCUCAGCCACCCCACGCCUCUCUCAGUGUCAUCCAACUCCAUGUCUCUGAAGUCCUCAGUCUCUUCCUCACCGUCAGGGCGACCUGCUCAGAGCAGUCCAGGUCCAGUGCUCUCAAUGGCGCAGAAGUCACCCAGGAUCACCCCUCCAGUGGCAAAAUCAGGCUCUCCUCAGGCGAAGUCACUUCCGCCUCCUGUCACAGAAAAACAGGGACAUCAGUGGAAGGAUUCAGAUCCUGUGAUGGCUGGAAUUGGGGAGGAGAUCGCUCACUUCCAGAAGGAGUUGGAGGAGCUGAAAGCCCGGACUUCCAAAGCCUGUUUCCAGGUGGGCACUCCAGAAGAGAUGAAGAUGCUGCGAACAGAGUCAGACGACUUACACACCUUUCUUUUGGAGAUUAAAGAGACCACAGAGUCUCUUCAUGGAGACAUAAGUACCCUGAAAACAACUUUGCUUGAGGGCUUUGCCGGUGUUGAAGAAGCCAGAGAACAGAAUGGUAGAAAUCGGGAUUCUGGGUACCUCCAUCUACUGUACAAGAGGCCACUGGAUCCCAGGAGUGAAGCUCAGCUUCAGGAAAUUCGGCGCCUUYAUCAGUACGUCAAGUUUGCUGUUCAGGAUGUGAAUGAUGUUCUAGACUUGGAAUGGGAUCGUCAUCUGGAACAAAAGAAAAAACAAAAGCGCCUGCUUGUGCCAGAGCGAGAGACACUGUUCAAUACUCUUGCCAACAACCGGGAAAUCAUUAACCAACAGAGGAAGAGGUUGAAUCACCUGGUGGACAGUCUCCAACAGCUCCGUCUUUAUAACCAAACCUCCCAGUGGAGCCUACCCUCGGCUCUCCCCACCCACAGCAGCACUCACAGUUUUGACAGUGACCUGGAAAGCCUGCGCAAUGCUUUGUUAAAAACCACCAUAGAAUCUCACACCAAACCUUUGCCCAAAGUACCAGCUAAACUGUCCCCUGUGAAACAGGCACAACUGAGAAACUUCUUGGCCAAGAGGAAGACCCCUCCAGUGAGAUCCACUGCUCCAGCCAGCCUGUCUCGGUCCGCCUUCCUGUCUCAGAGAUACUAUGAGGACUUGGAUGAAGUAAGCUCGACAUCAUCUGUCUCCCAGUCUCUGGAGAGUGAAGAUGCCCGGGCAUCCUGCAAAGACGAGGAGGCGGUGAUCCAGGUCCCCCGGCAUGCCCCUGUUGUCCGCACUCCUUCCAUCCAGCCUGGUCUCCUCCCCCAGACGACACCUUUUGCUAAAUCUCACCUGCUUCAUGGUUCCUCACCUGCGGGGAUGGGACCCUUGAUGUCUAUGUCUUGUAGCAAAAUUAUUCCUCAAGGGGCUGACAGCACAAUGCUGGCUACGAAAACCGUGAAGCAUGGCGCACCUGGUCCUUCCCACACUGUGGCAGCUCCCCAGGCCGCUGCUGCUGCAGCCCUGAGGCGGCAGAUGGCCAAUCAAGCACCAGCUGUGAGUACUUUGACUGAAUCAACUCUGAAGAAUGUCCCUCAAGUGGUGAAUGUGCAGGAAUUGAAGAAUAAUCCUGCGGCCUCUGCUGCAGCCAUGGGUUCUUCAGUGCCAUAUUCCACAGCCAAAACACCCCACCCAGGGUUAACCCCAGUAUCUGCCAGCCAAGCCAAGCAGGGGUCUCUGAUAAAUUCCCUGAAGCCUUCAGGACCCAGUUCAGCAGCGGAUCAGUUAUCAUCUGGUGAUAAAACUUCAGGGACAGGGAUAGCCAAGAUAGAAGCAGCUGUGACCUCGACUCCAUCUGCCGUGGGGCAGUUCAGCAAGCCUUUCUCAUUUGCUCCAUCAGGGGCUGGCUUUAAUUUUGGGAUAAUCACACCAACAUCAUCUUCUAACUUCACUGCUGCACAAGGGCCGACACCCUCCACUAGAGAGUCGAACCAGCUGGAUGCCUUCUCGUUUGGUGGGGGAGGCAAACCCUUUUAUGACACCGUUCCGGAGAGCCCCACUCCCUCCACAGUCACGCCAGGAACCAGCACUCCUGGAGCUGCCACUGCCCCUCCAGGAGACUCUGCCCCCUCUGGCAGCAGGCCCACGGCACCUGCUGGAGUUCCGCUCUCCACCGCUGCUAGCAAGCUGGAAACACCACCGUCCAAGCUGGGCGAGCUUCUGUUUCCGAGUUCUCUGGCAGGAGAGACUCUAGGAAGCUUUUCAGGACUGCGGGUGGGCCAAGCAGAGGAGUCUACUAAGCCAGCCAGUAAGGCUUCCUCCACAGGCCUCACGAGUGGCCAGCCAGCCAAGACUUCAAGCGCGUCCUCGGGCUUUAGUUUCACUAGCCCUGCGGUGCUGGUGAAGCCUGUGGAGCCCCCAGUGCCCUCCUCUGUACCUGCCACCGCGGCAGCUCCCCCAGUGGCGGCCAGCACGGGCGCCAGUGGUUCCUCAGCUGGCAUCUUUGGCAGUCUGCCACUAACCAGUACGGGGGCCUCUGGAGUGAUCAGCUUUGGUGGGACUUCUUUAAGUGGCAGCAAGGGUACCUUUGCAUUUGGAAGCCAGCAGAGCAGUAAUACAGUGUCGACCUCUGCACCCCCGGCAGCUACGACUGCCACUCCCCCUCCAGCCUCAUUCCCCACCUUGUCAUUUGGUAGCCUCCUGAGUUCGGCAUCUGCUCCCUCCCUGCCCAUGUCCUCUGGAAAGAACACUGAAGAGGUCACAUCGUCAGCUGUAGCCGAGAAGUCGGGCAACAAUGAGGUCUCCACUCCAACAGCCUCACUCCUCGUGCAGCAGCAGGCUGCCCAGCCUCCCCAGGCUCCUCCACACACUCCCGACUCGGUUAAGAAAGAGCCGGUUCCUGUGCAGCCUGCAGUCAGUAGCCCCAGCACAGCAGCAGCUAGUACCAGCCUCAUGGCACCUUCUAUAGAGGCCAUUCCAGCAGCCACGGGAGGCUCUGAUGACAAAGCGGAGGCAGCCUCUCCUCCUCCCACCUUUGUGGUGCCGGGGCAGGCUGCUCUUGCAGCAGCUACGCUUCCAAGCACRGGACCCUUGGCUGUUGAAACGUCAGGCUCCCCCACAACCUCUAGCCCUGUUUCCAGUGGUGCUACAGGCCCCACCACAGAGACAGCAGUGUUUGGGACUGUUACUUCUGGCUCAUCGGUCUUUACUCAGCCACCUGCUGCUAGCUCUAGCUCAGCAUUCAGCCAGCUCACCAGCAACACUGCCACYGCCCCCUCCACCACCCCCAUGUUUGGGCAGGUGGUGGCCAGCACUGUGCCAAGCCUAUUUGGGCAGCAGACAGGCAGCAUAGCCAGCACAGCAGCCUCCACUCCACAGGCCAGCAGCUCUGGGUUUGGCAGCCCUGCUUUUGGUACCUCAUCCCCAGGGGUCUUUGGACAGACAACCUUUGGCCAGGCCCCAGCCUUUGGACAGGUGACGAGCAGCCCUGCAAGUGGCUUCUCCUUUAGUCAGCCUGGGUUCAGUUCUGUGCCUGCUUUUGGUCAGUCGGUCUCCUCCACCCCUGCAUCCACCAGUGGGAAUGUCUUUGGUGCGUCCUCGAGUACGAGUAGCUCCAGUUCCUUCUCAUUUGGACAGUCAACUGCCAACACAGGAGGGGGGCUCUUUGGCCAGAGCAACCCUCCUGCUUUUGGUCAGAGCCCUGGUUUUGGGCAGGGAAGCUCUGUAUUUGGUGGCACUUCAGCCACCACCUCCACGGCAGCACCCUCGGGGUUUAGCUUUUGUCAAGCUUCAGGUUUUGGGUCUAGUAACMCUGGUUCUGUUUUUGGUCAAGCAGCCAGUACUGGUGGAACUGUCUUUGGCCAGCAGUCCUCCAGCUCCAGUGGUGGUGUGUUUGGGUCUGGAAACACUGGAAGAGGGGGAGGUUUCUUCAGUGGCCUCGGAGGGAAACCCAGCCAGGAUGCUGCCAACAAAAACCCAUUUGGCUCAGCCAGCGGGGGAUUUGGAUCCACAACUACACCAAAUACCUCUAACCUGUUUGGAAACAGUGGGGCCAAGACAUUCGGAGGGUUCACCAGCUCGUCCUUUGGAGAACAGAAGCCUGCUGGCACUUUCAGCUCUGGAGGAGGCAGCGUGGCAUCCCAAGGCUUUGGGUUUUCCACUCCAAAUAAAACAGGUGGCUUCGGUGCUGCUCCAGUGUUUGGCAGCCCUCCUACUUUUGGGGGAUCCCCUGGGUUUGGAGGGGUGCCAGCAUUCGGUUCAGCCCCAGCCUUUACAAGCCCUCUGGGCUCGACGGGAGGCAAAGUGUUCGGAGAGGGUACAGCGGCUGCCAGCGCAGGAGGAUUUGGGUUUGGGAGCAGCAGCAGUACCACGUCCUUCGGCACUCUGGCCAGUCAGAAUGCUCCCACUUUUGGGUCACUGUCCCGACAGACUUCAGGCUUUGGGACCCAGAGCAGUGGGUUCUCUGGUUUUGGAUCAGGCACAGGAGGCUUCGCCUUUGGAUCAUCUAACUCGUCUGUCCAGGGCUUUGGUGGCUGGAGAAGCUGAGUGGGCGUCGUUCCUUUUACUUCCUGUGACCUGUGUGCAUGGCUCUUCUCCCCCGCCCCCCCAGGGACCCUGGAGCGGGCUGUCAAAUGGACUUUGUCAUUGAAACGUGCGCCCAGAAAGAAAUAAGAGACCAAAACUCGAGAGAUACCCGACUGCUUGUUUUGUUUUGUUUUAUAUUUCAUGUUGGGU